GCGGGGUCCAUGCCCCUACAUAGAUUUCCUCUCUCUCUAGCAUUCAGCUUUUCCCAUCGUCUGCUCUCGGCUAGAUAAUUGGGAGGAGGGAAGGAAGAGGUACUUCUGUAUAGCCGGGCCUGUGCGUCAGCAGAGAGGCAAAAUAAGUGGGGGGAGAAAACGUACUCCUCGUGACCCCCUCCUCCCCUUUUUCCUUCUUCUCCUUUUCCCCUCCGACUUCCUCGAUCGUCAGUCACUCGCCUCUCUUAAUUUAGGCAACUGCGAUUUUCCCCACCUGACCUGCUCUUACCAGUGUUUCUCAAUCUUUGGGAGGAGGAAAGAAGUGUAGAAGAUGACUUCAGGAGGUGGAGGAGGAGGAGGAGGAGGAGGCGGAGGAAGAAUGGCCUCGGGAAGGAUGCCAACAUGGAAGGAGAGGGAGAACAACAAGAGGAGGGAGAGGAGGAGAAGGGCCAUCGCUGCCAAGAUCUACUCGGGGCUCAGAGCCUUUGGCAACUACAAGCUCCCCAAGCACUGCGACAACAACGAGGUCCUCAAGGCCCUCUGCGCCGAGGCCGGCUGGACUGUCGAGGAGGACGGCACCACCUACCGGAAGGGCUCGAGACCACCAUCAGUCGACGCUGCAGCCGGCGGAUCGACCACCAUUAGCCCCGCGGCCUCGUCUUCGUACCACCCGAGCCCACCGUCAUCGUCCUUCCCCAGCCCCGUGCCAUCGUAUCACGCGAGCCCCGUGCCUUCUUAUCACGCGAGCCCCGCCUCCUCCUCCUUCCCCAGCCCUUCGCGCGCCUCCGCCACCGCCUCUUUCCUGAUCCCUUGGCUGAAGAACUUGGGCCACCACUCUGCGUCUAUUCCUUCCUCCCUUCCCCCUCUCCGCAUCUCCAAUUCCGCCCCCGUCACUCCUCCCCUCUCCUCCCCAACCUCCUCCUCCAAAGCGAAGCCUGACUGGGAUGCUGCUGCGGCCGCCGCCGCCGCAGCCUCCUUCGCCGGCUUUCCCCGCCAUCCCAGCUUCCCGUUCUUCGCAGCCUCGGCCCCUUCCAGCCCCACCAAACGCCGGUCUCUCUGCCGCUCGAUCCCCGAAUGCGACGAGUCGGAUGUCUCGACCGCCUGCGAUUCGACUUCCUCUGGCCGGUGGGUCAGGCUCCCUGCGGGUGCUGCCCCGACGUCGCCUACGUUCAACCUCGUCAAUGCCGCCGCGGAGCAGGGGUGGGCUCUCGGUGCUGCUGCACGGCAGGUCGCCGCCGGCGCGAUGUGGGCUGCGGCCUCUGGAAGCCGGAGCGUCGUUGGAUCGCCGGAGAGCCAGCAGCUCUCGAAGCCCGUGUUGGGCGGCGACAGUGGCAGCGGAGGGAGCGCCGCUGGUGGCGGCGAUUUUGAGUUCGAGUGUGGAAGAGUGAAGCCAUGGGAAGGAGAGAGGAUACACGAGGAUUGUGGAGAAGAAGAAAUCGGUCUGGAAGAUUUGGAGCUCACUCUCGGCAGCGGAAAACGUCGGGAACCCGGCAAGGAUUAGCCGGAAAACCCUCCCCCCAUUAGGAUUUUCACAUGUGAUCGGAACGGUGUUCGCUUCUUUUCCUUGUUCACCUUUCCCUUUUCUGUCCUGUAUUUCUAUACUUUUCGUCCUUCCUGGACCGCCGUCAUAUAGUUGCGAUCACAUGUCAAGGCCCAAAACCCAUUUUCCGGCAUUGGAUUGUAGUUUCCCCGCUUCCUAUUUCGGCGGUUUCCCGGCAAUGGUGGCGGUUUUCCGAUGAUGGUGUAAAUGAUGGUGUCGUUGAUCGACAACCCCAGCAAAUAUCAAAUGAAUUUUUUUCCCCUUUUCCUUUCA
Molecule: messenger RNA, 1813 nt
Organism: Nymphaea colorata (pocket water lily)
Lineage: Eukaryota; Viridiplantae; Streptophyta; Magnoliopsida; Nymphaeales; Nymphaeaceae
Product: protein BZR1 homolog 1-like
Exons: 2
Coding region: 332-1501 (389 amino acids)
Biological process (GO): DNA-templated transcription; brassinosteroid mediated signaling pathway
Molecular function (GO): DNA-binding transcription factor activity
Source: RefSeq, a predicted model, not a curated record